This is a messenger RNA of Eutrema salsugineum, 2083 nucleotides long. Its product is annotated as serine/threonine-protein kinase STY13. The transcript has 6 exons. Gene Ontology annotation, biological process: protein phosphorylation. Lineage: Eukaryota; Viridiplantae; Streptophyta; Magnoliopsida; Brassicales; Brassicaceae. The coding region runs from base 819 to 1907 and encodes 362 amino acids. Gene Ontology annotation, cellular component: plasma membrane. Gene Ontology annotation, molecular function: protein kinase activity; ATP binding. The record is from RefSeq and is a predicted model, not a curated record.
CGUCGUUUCCUAAGCUUUUUUUUUGGUUCUCUUCUCAGAUUCUCUCUUUGAUUUGAGAUUUUCUCUGUUUUCAUCCACAAACACCAAAAAAAGGAGAGAUUUUUGAGAAAACAAAAAUCCUCUGUUUCACUCUCAAAGGAUAUGAGAUAAAUCUCGCACGUAUUAGCCGCGUAAUCCGAAACUCACCAUUAAAAUUCUCAUCUUUCGUUUUCGAUUUUGAGAAUUUUUCAAUUUGCAUAUUGCGUGCCUCUGUUUCUUUUUGGGUUUCUGCAUGUCCUAGUGGCUGAUAUACAGCUGACUUUUUUUUUUUUAAUUCAUUGAUUGAAUAUUAAUUUAAGAUUUAGUAUCUCUGGAUUAGAAUUUGUUUGCUAUAUAGAUCAUAAAAGGCAAUUGUGGUAACAAGUCGUUUUCUUAGGGUUUACAUUUUCUUAUAGUGGGGUUUGAUUCUUUGCUUUUCUAAUUAAAAAAAAAGGCUUAUUGGAGAAAUUUUUCAUUAAUGUUGGUUUUACAAAAAAAAAACAUGAAUUUCAGAGCAUGUGCAUGAUUUUUGAGAAGUUUGGUGAAAAACAGUUUCUUAUAAAAAUCUAGACUUGUUUGAAUAUCUAAGCCGCCUUUGUUUAACCUGGUAAAUCAAAAAAAUUGUUUUUUAAUAACUCCUGCAUGGUUUCCAUUCAAUUCACUAGUAAUCUGAAGAAAAAAUUAGAUGUUGUGAUAAUGAUGAUGAUGAUGAAAAGAUUAAAUCUUUAAGUCAGAAUCUCUGUGUUUUUGAAAGCUGUGUGGUAUUUGUCUAGUUAAAGAGUUUGAUUUGAAUUUAAGACAUGGAGAAGACAACAUCAGGAGGAGGAGGAGGAGGAGGAGGAGGAGAUAACAAGAAAGACAGGAUUUUUCGAGCAGAUAAGAUCGAUUUGAAAAGUUUAGAUAAACAACUUGAGAAACAUCUGAGUAGGGUUUGGUCAAGGAACAUUGAGAAGAAUCAUAAAGCUAUGGAGGAAGAAUGGGAGAUUGAUUUGUCUAAGUUGGAAACAAGGAAUGUUAUCGCUCGAGGUACUUAUGGUACUGUCUACAAAGGCAUCUACGAUGACCAAGAUGUUGCUGUGAAGGUGCUUGAUUGGGAAGAAGACGCUAAAAACCGAGAUUUGUUUCGUCAAGAGGUCACUGUUUGGCACAAACUCAACCACCCAAAUGUCACAAAGUUUGUUGGAGCUUCAAUGGGAACAACGAAUCUCAAAAUCAAAUCAGCUGAUUCAGAAAACUCGUUGCCUCAGCGAGCUUGUUGUGUGGUUGUGGAAUAUGUUCCUGGUGGUACAUUGAAACAGUACUUGAUCCGUAAUAGGCGAAAGAAACUUCCUUUUAAAGUCGUUAUCAAACUCGCUCUUGAUCUCUCUCGAGGGCUAAGCUAUUUGCAUUCAGAGAAGAUUGUGCAUCGCGAUGUGAAAACAGAGAAUAUGCUUUUGGAUGCUCAAAGGAAUUUGAAAAUAGCUGAUUUUGGAGUGGCCCGAGUGGAAGCUCUUAAUCCAAAGGACAUGACUGGAGAAACCGGUACUCUUGGAUACAUGGCUCCUGAGGUUAUCGACGGCAAGCCAUACAACAGAAGGUGCGAUGUUUACAGCUUUGGGAUAUGCUUAUGGGAAAUCUACUGCUGUGAUAUGCCUUAUCCUGAUCUUAGCUUUGUCGAUGUUUCUUCUGCGGUUGUUUUACAUAAUCUGAGACCGGAGAUACCAAGAUGCUGUCCGAAUGCAUUGGCGAAUAUAAUAAAGAAAUGUUGGGAUGGGAAUCCACAGAGACGACCGGAGAUGGAGGAAGUCGUGAAGAUGCUUGAAGGAAUUGAUACUACUAAAGGCGGCGGAAUGAUACCGGAAGAUCAGAGCUCCGGCUGUUUCUGCUUUGCUCCUGCUCGUGGCCCUUGAAUCUCCCUUUCUACCUCCUUCGUCUUUUGUUUUUUCGUCUGGUUUUGUUCUUUUCCCUUUGACAUUGAAUGCUCUGUUGUGUUUCUUCUUCUUCAAGAAACGUCUUUUGACUAUAUUUGGUCAUUGUGAAUAUUCAAAGUUGAGACGAAACUCGAAUUCAUUGGUUUUGAGCUUGA